Messenger RNA from Phlebotomus papatasi, 967 nucleotides. RefSeq lists its product as uncharacterized. The coding region runs from base 113 to 964 and encodes 283 amino acids. NCBI's taxonomy places the organism in Eukaryota, Metazoa, Arthropoda, Insecta, Diptera, Psychodidae. The transcript is spliced from 3 exons. The record is from RefSeq and is a predicted model, not a curated record.
UAAAGUCCGUUUUGAAGUCAGUAUGUGAUUUUCCAUGAUCUCGUUGUGUAUCAUCUGCAUAUUAAUUCGAUAAAAGUUUAUAUUUGGGGUUUCCUUUGUGUUAAAAAAGUAUAUGGAAGAGAGAGAAAGGAGUGAACUUCAAGCACUUUGCUUGGAGUUUGGUGUUCCCGAGCUGUUUCAAGAAUUUGUAGAAAAGCACGUCACUGUGGCUCGGUUGAAGGAAGCUGAUGAAAAAGACAUCGAAGUCCUUCUUCCUUCUCAUGGUAGCCGGAUAACUUUUAAGCGAAAGUGGAGAGAGUGGAAAGACAUUGUGGGUUCCUCAACACCAAGCGCUGCAAAAACCGCCCCACGAAAAACGUGGUUCUCUUUUCAUUUAGAUGAUAUUGUGCAAUAUCCAGAAUGGGAUAGGGUACAAAAGUACUAUUCUCAUAAUGGAUGUCUUGAUGAUAGACACAGGGAUAUCCUGAUUUCCAUUAUAAUUCAGUAUGGAAACGAUCACAACAUUUUGCUUUCCUGCAAAAUAAUGAAGACUAUUUCCGAAGAAAUUGAAGAGCACUUCCCUACUGAAGAAAAAGGGCAUUAUUUCCAGCCAAAAAAUAAUAUGAGAAAAUCUUACGGUGGACGAUUGUAUAACAAAUACGCUAACGUGAAGCGUGCUCAGAAGAGGAUGAAGCGUACUCAUGAUGAUGAUCACAGCGCAGAAGUUGUAGAGGGUUCAAACUCAGCAGAAAACAACCAAGAUCUUCCAAACAUGAAAGAAUGGUUGAAGACAAUGGUAUCUGAAGAAAUGUCUGUGAAUGUCAGGGAGAUUUGGAAACUAACUUUUUCCCUCCGGAAAGAAGAUUUAUUCAACGGAACAACCGACGAUAUCUUGCAGAAAUGGCCUCUGUAUGGCCAUGAGAAUGGAAAAUCUUUAGUAAUAUUAAGAGUUUUCAUUUUUUUUCUUCAAAUUAAUUUAUUUUAAUUU